AUGACUCUCAUCCUACUGACCGGCGGCACGGGCUACAUUGGCUUCCGCACGCUCCAGUAUGCUCUUGACAAAGGAUACCACGUUCGUGCAGCCGUACGUACCGACGCCAAAGCCAAGGCACUCCGCCAGAAGUUGCCGAAACACGAAGGAAAGCUCGAGACCAUCCUCGUGCCCAACAUCCUCGCUCCCGGCGCCUACGACGCAGCCGUGAAAGGCGUCAAGUACGUCGUCCACCUCGCAAGCCCUCUCCCGGACGGCGACACGCCAGUCGACGAUUACAACGCCGAGAUGUUCCGACCAGCAAUUCAAGGCACACUCGGCAUCCUCGAAUCCAGCCGCAAAGAAUACAGCGUCAAGCGCGUUGUCAUCACCAGCUCCAUGGUCGCCAUCGUGCCUUUCGCCGGUUUGAUGGGUCAACUGGGCGAAGACGUGGUUAUCACGCCGGACGACCGGGCUGAAGACAUUCCGCCUCCCUAUCCGAAGCCCAUCGUUGCGUAUGUCCAGUCGAAGAUCGCUUCGCUCCGGUCAGCAGAGGCAUGGAUGUAUAGGAGUCAGCCGAAGUUUGACAUGAUCACGAUCCAUCCAGCGUUCGUGGGUGGGCGCAACGACUUCGCCACUAGCACGGAAGAACUUCUGACGGGCACGAACAUGGGUUUCUUCGCUCCCAUCCUGGGCCAGGAGGUCGUUGAGAAAGUCGGCCCGAGGGUGGCUGGUUUGGUGGAUGUGGGAGACGUUGCCAAAGCGCAUAUCGAGUCCUUGGAUGAGAAGGUUGCGGGCAAUCAGGCCUUUUUGCUCACCAACAAAGGUGGGGACGUGGCGUGGAACGAUGCGAAGGCCGUUGUCCAGAAGAAGUUCCCGGACGCUGUUGGCAAGCAGUUUCCAAAUAAUGGAUCUGUCGAGCCUCACUUCUGGAGUAGAACGGACAUCGAGAAGACGGAGAAAACGUUUGGGAAGCUCACGAGCUUCGAAGAGACGAUUGAGGGACUGGCCGGGCAGUAUUUGGAGCUGCUGGCGAAGGAGCAGAACCUCGGCUUCAAAUAUCAUGCCGAACACGGCGCCCAAACAUUCAUCAACAACUCCCUUCUUCCAUCCUAUCUGUAUACAUCAACAUUCAGCCUCAUCUCUCGCCCGUGGCCACUAUUCAUCGGGAACAUGGCAGGCGGUAGCACGUUCACAUGGAAGCAUGCCCUAUCACUCCACUCAACACUCUCACCCUUCGACUCUCCCGUCCCAAUGACACACCCGGCUUUUAAGAAAGUCAAGCCUGUGUCAUGGCGCCGAAUGAACGUCUCUGGGCUACUGGUAACCAUAUACGGCCUGGAAGAGCUACCUGAAGAUUCCGGCGACAUCGUCUGCUUCUGGCUCCUUCAUGGUCGUGGCGACACGCAAGACUCAAUGGGAUUGGUAGCCGGCGCAUUCUUAGAGACCUGGAACUCCAAACGAAAACCUGGCCAGAGCAGAAUGAUAUGCGUCUGCAUCGAUCAAAGGAAUCAUGGCUCACGCAUGCUGGACAACCGGGCCAACGUGUCUUGGAAGCAAGGCAAUCCUACCCAUGGCCCGGACAUGUUCAACACGUACACCGGGACUGCACUAGAUGUUUCUCACCUCAUCACGCAUCUACCCUCAUAUCUCCCGUUCAAGAUCAACGAGCACAUCUGCGGCGGUGUCAGUCUCGGCGGCCACGCAACCUGGACUCUGCUCAUGAACGAACCGCGAGUCAGAGCCGGCAUGGUCGUGAUCGGAUGUCCGGACUACGUACGUCUGAUGACAGACCGAGCAGUACGGAGCAAAGUGCCUUCAGCGCUCGAUAACAAUGGCGAGCCGAAUUUGCGUAACUUCCUGGGGUCGCAGGAGUUUCCUCCUUCUCUGCUAGAAGCUAUUGAGAAAUAUGACCCAGCCGGUAUUCUAUUCGGCGAGCUGGACUUUAUCACUGGAGACGACCACUUGCAUCCGCCGUCAGACCCGGAGAUGAAGAAAUUACGACCGAUGAUGACAGAGCGACUGGCUGGGAAGAAGAUCAUCUGUAUGGCUGGGGCGAACGAUGGUCUUGUGCCGUACAAGCAGGGCGAGCCCUUCUUGACCUGGCUAGGGAAGGCUGUGGAUAAGAAGGACGGCUGGUUCAAUGACCAAAGUGUUGAGCUGGAGAGCAUUGUCGACGCGAAGGCUAGACAUGAGUUCUCGGCCAUGAUGCGGACGGAGGCGGAGAGGUGGCUUUGCGAUUACCUGGCUGGCGGCUCAAGCUCGCAUGGGCAGAGCAAGCUAUAG
Molecule: messenger RNA, 2265 nt
Organism: Saxophila tyrrhenica
Lineage: Eukaryota; Fungi; Ascomycota; Dothideomycetes; Mycosphaerellales; Extremaceae
Exons: 2
Coding region: 1-2265 (754 amino acids)
Molecular function (GO): oxidoreductase activity, acting on the CH-OH group of donors, NAD or NADP as acceptor
Source: RefSeq, a predicted model, not a curated record